AUGGCUGGCGAAAUAUCACAGUCCCCCAAUGAUGCUAGGAACGCUGAGAGGAAGAUUGAGGCACAGAGCGCAUUUGCAUCUACUUUGGUGGUGGAUGUGGAGAAAUCGUUGCAUGGCAAAGGAGCAGAUCCCAGCAAGUCCUACAUAAGUCCGAAUGGCAUAUCUGUUAGCACUCCUACAAACCAGGCCGGCAGCAAUGCAGUCUACGCUGCCAAAGCACAGCUGCUGAAUCAGGCGUUGGUUGACAUGAAAAUGGGCCUAUAUCAAUGGGUACUCUUCAUCAUCACCAGCGUAGGAUGGUUUCUUGACAGCUUCUGGAUGAUGUCAUUCGUCGUUAUUGCCCCGUCGGCCUCGAACGAAGCCCAGUUCUUCUUUUCCGGAGAUAAAUCAUCCUACCUGUUCGUCAGUCUGGCCGCCGGUCUGACGGCUGGCGCAACUGCCUGGCCAUGGAUGUCAGACAUCUUGGGUCGUCGGUGGAUCUUCACUAGCACAAUUGUCUUGAUGGGCAUGGGAGGGCUUGUCGGUGCCGGCAUGCCUUCCUUCACCGGUCUCUGUGUUGUCGGCUUCGUGGUAGGAUUUGCUGUCGCAGGUAACCAGCUAGUCGAUGCCAUCAUCCUAAUAGAGUCGCUUCCGGCUUCCCAUCAAUUCUUGGUUACCGUACAAGGGGCAUUCUGGGGAUUGGGUCAGCUAGUCUCAGCUGCAGUCGGGUGGGCGUUUAUUGCAGGAUACACCUGCGGCACCGGCCCAGACGCAAUCAGUACAUCGCAAGCCCUAUCGACACACUCCUCCCGCGCUGACGGCUCAACACACUCCAGCCAGAGCAGCACAUCCUGUCACUACGUUUCCAACAAAGGAUGGCGGUACGUAUGGUGGACAUUCGGCUGCAUCACCCUAUUCCUAUACCUCUGUCGCUUCGUAUUCCCCUUCCGCGAGACACCCAAAUACCUCCUCUCCAAGCGCCGCGACGCCGAAGCAGCCCAACUCGUCACCGACAUGGCCACAUACAGUAAACGCCGCACCUGGCUAAACGAAGCCUCCUUUGCCAGAGUCAACUCGACUAUUGACGCCACCGACCCCCGUCAAACUCCACGUCUCCGCUCCCUCCUCUUCGCCCUUCAACCCACCGGCCUCCCCAUCCUCUGUCUCCUCUGGGCCCUAACAGGCCUCACAUUUCCCCUCCACAAAACCUCCCUCACAGCCUACCUCGCCGCCACCCACAACCUCUCCCCCGUAACCCCAACAACAGUAACAACCAAGUACCUCUACACCCGCUACCUCUACACCUCCCUUUGCGCAAUCCCCGGCCCCAUCGCCGCUGGCAUGCUAAUCCAAACAAAGCUCCUCGGCCGCAAACGCACCGGCUCCGCAAUCGCCCUCCUCACCGGCCUAUUCAUGCUCCUUGCCACACUAGCGCGGUCAAGGAACGCCCUCUUGGCUUUCGAAUGCAUCCUUUCUUUCCUGCAGUUUGCGGGCUUGGCGGUUCUCACGACGUAUACGGUUGAGAUCUUUGCGGCUCCGGUCCGUGGCUUCGGGGUCGGUGUUAUGGGGUUCUUUUGGGGACUAUUUGGGCUGGUGGCGAUGAUUGUGAAUACCUUUGCUGGGGAGGUGGUUGCGGGGGGUGCGGCGGUUUGGUUUUGUGGUGCUGUUUGGGUGGUUUUCGGUGGUGCUUGGUUGGGGGUGCGUGAGACGAGGGGGAGUGCUGCUGCUUAG
Molecule: messenger RNA, 1710 nt
Organism: Aspergillus pseudotamarii
Lineage: Eukaryota; Fungi; Ascomycota; Eurotiomycetes; Eurotiales; Aspergillaceae
Product: major facilitator superfamily domain-containing protein
Exons: 3
Coding region: 1-1710 (569 amino acids)
Molecular function (GO): transmembrane transporter activity
Source: RefSeq, a predicted model, not a curated record